CCCCUUUGCCCAUUUGGUGAAGACCGCGUAAGACUGCAGCUCCGGUCCCUGAGGUGUGGAUUCUUUCUCUCUUACUGCGACGCAGCUGGUUACAAACAUUCAUCCCAACAUAGAUUAAAACGGCUUCCAAAGUCCUUGAGGAUAACUGCCUUGGUGUAACCUCUCUGAGGAAAGAAUAACAUUAUGAAGAACAAGUAUACGGGGUAGUGUUGAAGAAAUCACAUACAGAGACACCAAAUCCCAGAAGCCCAGUAAUGGAGACCCCCAAGAAAAGGAACCACCAACAGAACGUUGGGAUCUUACGCCUGAAUGGGAGAGAUAACACGAUCAGGUUUUCCCUUCCCAAGUGCAUGAAAUGGAAGGUGAUCUGCAAGAACUGUGCCAGUGAAAGACCUGGGAUGACUCUGGAUUUUCAUUCUGGCGUCAAGGUGAAGAUUAUAUCAAAAGGAGAACCCUGUGAAAUGCCAGAAACAGUGCCUGACCUGGAAGCUGAUCUCCAGGAGCUGUCUGAGUCAGAGACUGGGGAUGAAUAUGAAGAUGGUCCUGUGGUCCAGGGAAACGGUAUGCCAAAAUCAGAGCAGUUUAAAAUGCCAGAAGGAGGGGAGGGGAAACCACAGGACUAAACGAAGACAAGCUGAAAGAAUGCAAACUGAAUUCAUCCGAGAUAUUUUACUUUAAAAAAAUCUCCAUAAAUCUAUCCAGUUUUCGUCAAAGAAGUAUUGCACAUCUUUUGUUCAUUUAUUCUCAUAUAUUAGACACUAUUGGAAUUUUUGGCCAGAUGCAGUGGCUCACGCCUGUAGUCCAAGCUUAUUGGGAUGUGGAGGCAGGAGGAUGGUUUACGCCUGGGAGAUUGAGAUGUGCCUGGGCGACAUGGAAAAACCCCCUCUCAACGAAAAUAAAUGAAUGAAUGCAUGCAUGUUAUGCAUGUAUGUAUGUAGGUGUAGUUCCAGCUACUCUAGUAGUUGAGGUGGGAGGAUCCCUUGAGCCUAGGGAGUCGAGGAUGCAGGUAGUCAGGUUCCCAUUACUGCAACUCCAGCCUGGGUGGAUGAGACUUUGUCUGAAUAAAAAAAUAGUAUCAUUUUUACAACUUUGCAUUCUGAUUGAGCUGGUAUACACAUGUGUGAUAUUGUGAAAUAAAUACUUGGUCCUGGAACCUGCUUACCAUCACACAA
Molecule: messenger RNA, 1172 nt
Organism: Callithrix jacchus (white-tufted-ear marmoset)
Lineage: Eukaryota; Metazoa; Chordata; Mammalia; Primates; Cebidae
Product: X antigen family member 1-like
Source: RefSeq, a predicted model, not a curated record